AUGAUGACACCUAUUGAGGAGAAAAAAGAUGAGAAGAUCCGCGUGGGCAUGGUACAGGUGUCGGAUGGCAAGUCGCGGCCGCGGCCCGCACGGCUGGUGCUCACUAUGGAAGCGGUGACGGUGCAGCGCGAGGCUCCCGUACCUCAGCCGCCGCGAGAUCGCACCGAGCGUAUGGUACAGAUCACCCGGCAGAAAGUCGGCGGUCUAGGGCUCAGCAUAAAAGGCGGCGCGGAGCACAAGCUGCCGAUCCUCAUAUCGAAGAUAUACAAGGACCAGGCGGCGGACCAGACCGGCCAGUUGUUCGUGGGAGAUGCCGUUAUAAAAGUGAACGGAGAGUACAUCACCGCGUGCAAUCAUGAUGAUGCGGUGAAUAUCCUGCGCAAUGCAGGGGACAUCGUGGUGCUUACCGUAAAGCAUUACCGGGCUGCAACGCCCUUCUUGCAGAAGCAUGCGGACGGUGCUUCGGAUACGGACAGCAGCACGGGCGAUGAGCACCCCUCACUUCACAAUAGGACUCUAGAUGACAACUGCAACUCUGAGAGGAAUGACACUGACUCCGGCUGGCAGAGCGCGUGGAGCGGCGCGGAGGACGGCAGCCGGCCGCCGUCCGCCGCCGCGCUCGGCGCGCCCUCCCCGCGCACGCCGCACGCGCCGCACGCGCCGCACGCGCCGCCCGCCGACACGCAGUGGGUCGACGUGGUCUCCGUCCCCCUAAUGAUGGCAUAUGUUACAAGAUAUGUUUUUGGAACGGAUAAACUUAGACCAGGAGCUUUUGAGGUGCGCGGCGCGCGGCCUCACGUGACGACGGGCGUGGUGCACGCGGACGAGCCGGCCGCGCUCUCGCUCUGGCUCAAGAGCAUCGCCGACAACAUCCUCGCGCUCACCAACCUGCAGAUGAAGCUGUUCAACCGGCACCUGAGCGGUGGCGAGCGAAUCGAGUACAUGGGCUGGGUGCAUGAGGGGCUGGUGAGCGCGGCGCAGCCCUGGCAGACCUACACGCCGCGCUUCCUCGUGCUCAAGGGCACCGACGUCAUGCUGUUCGACGUGCCGCCCAUGAACAUAGCGGAGCUGGCGAAGUGCCCGGAGACGUUGAAGGUGUACCAGACGAUGUUCCGCACGGUGAAGGAGAGCGAGACGGUGGACUGGCGGCAGCACUGCUUCCUGCUGCAGGCCAGCGGCGCCGCGCCCGCCGGUCCGCGCGCCGGCCCGCGCUACUUCAGCACCGACACGCGCCGCGACCUGCUGCGCGUGGAGGCCGCCUGGACGCACAACAUCGUGCACUCCGUCGUGCGCCUGGGGAAGAAGACGUUCACGGUGGUGCACCUGGGGCGCGCGGCCGGGCUCACGCUGGACUGGGCGAGCGGCUUCUCGCUCAGCGAGGGCACGCCCGGCGCGCCGCCCGUCUGGGCCUACAGGUUUUCACAGUUGAGGGGUUCAAGUGAUGAUGGAAAGUCGAAGUUAAAAUUACAUUUUCAAGAUACUGAGACCAAGGUUAUCGAAACUAAGGAGUUAGAAUGCCAGAUACUACAGAGUCUCCUGUUCUGUAUGCACGCGUUCCUUACUGCCAAAGUGGCGUCCGUCGAUCCAGCCUUCCUCGCUUCGAUACAGCAGUCAAAUUAA
This is a messenger RNA of Parnassius mnemosyne (clouded apollo), 1620 nucleotides long. The record is from the annotation of a GenBank genome assembly. Lineage: Eukaryota; Metazoa; Arthropoda; Insecta; Lepidoptera; Papilionidae.